CCUCCCUCUAGAUGAAAUUUCUCAAUGGACUGGUGGCAGACCGUGUACUCUGGUAAGGUUUCCUUUGCUUUUUCUGCUUGGUCUUUAUUAGUGAUGGGCACCUAUAACAAAAAUCUAUAUAUCGAUUUGCAUUUCAUGGUAUAUGGACACAUUCACAUAAUAUCAAAUGUCCCUUCUUUACAUCAACUGUGGCAGUGCAACUAAGAAAAUUCGUGCAUUUUUUUUUAAUACUACUGUUAUACAAAACAUGCAUUUUUCUACUGAGUAUCUGGGCAAUAUGACAUGCCUAAAAGAUUAAAUGUUUUAAUCUGUCCCAUAUACCAUUACAAUUAACCCUGCAAUUGGGGUUAAUUGUAACAUCAGGAGUUUUUCGGAUUAAGACAGAAUUGUAAAAAUUCCACAUUUAGCACAGGUCUCUAAACUAUAUUAAUAGUUAGCAGGCACAUGUAAGUUGUCUUUGUGAAAUGUAGAACUCUCUACAUCAAACAGUGUAAGAAUAAAUAAAAUUUUAAUAAACAACUCCAAAAUGCGUUACAACUGUCCCCGGUCUUCCCUACAGAAACAGUGCAGGAAUGUAGGUUACACUGUUAACAAUUACACCAACAGUUUCUCCUUCAUCUGGAGUGGACAUGGUGUCAUGUGGGUUAUGUCCACAAAGACAAAACAGUCUUCUUGCAGCUCAAUACUCACAACAAAGUACAAUAUAUGGACAUCAGGUUUUAUCUUAGCUAGACAUUGCACUUGAACAUCAGGUGAGCAAUCUUACUGCUCUGAAUCAGCAAAAUAAUGCAACAAAAAACACAAAUGUGUCAUACAUUGAGUAAUAGUUCUUAGUAAAUCAGCAUCACUUAAAUAGAGUUAAUGGGAAUUUACAGUGGAGGGCUGGAGGGGAGGACGGUAUAAGGAGGGAGAGAAUGGAGGGACACGGCGUAGAGGAAAGUGGGGUAAGUUGAGCCAAAGGGUUAGUUGAGCUACCCCUUGUUUCUAGGAAACCAUACACAAAAUUCAUAAUGUGACCAAAUAUUUAGGAAGAGGUCAUCAUUUCAUGGAGUCUGUGAAGGAAGAAAUCACAUGGAAAAAGUGGUAAGCAAGCUAGGCCCAAAAAACUUUAAUUUAUUGUGUUACAGGUUUCAUGAUGCUUGUAUCUAAACCAAAGUAGAUCGUUUUAAGAUUGUUUUAUACAUCAGUUGGGGUCUCUAUAAGCUACAAUAUGACACCCUAAACCAGGGGGGUCAAACUCAUUCCAUGGAGGGCCUAGUGUCUGAGGGGAGUUCCAACCAGGUGAGGGGAGUUCCUUACUGACCAGUGACCUUAAUUCAUCAAUCAAGUACAAGGGAGGAGCAAAAACCACCAGACACUCCGUGGAAUGAGUUUGACACGUGUGCCCUAAACCUAGCAUGAAAGUGCAUCUUUGUAGCUAUGUGGAAAAUAUUGUGAAAAUAUUUGCUUUGGGGUAUGUUUGCUUUGAUUACAUUGUGUCAGUUUUAUGCAUAAUAUACAGAGUAUUUUUGCAAUGUGUCGUGCAUAUGAAUUCAAGACUGCAUUUUUAUUGUUACAGAGCAGACAUCAUCAUGCCCCGUGUACACAAACAUAAAACAAGCAGGGGUCUAGCCCCCCUUGAGGUUCUUGACAGAGCAGCCAAGGAAGUGAGAGAAGGGAAGAAGUCCAUUUGAACAGCAGCAAGGGAUGAAAAAAUUGACUGAAUUACACUGAAGAGGUACAUUGACAAAAAAUAAAAAGAACAUGUACCUGUGUGAAAGAGAGGCUAUGAUAGAAUAGCAGAGGCAUACAAGGUCUUAUCUGAUGACAUGGAGUCUGAGCUUGCUAAAUAUAUCACGAAUGGUCACUGAAUGGUUUGAUGAGCAUGAAAACGAUGUAAACCAUAUGUCAUGGCCAUCUCAGUCUCCAGAUCUCAACCCAAUUGAACAAUUAUGGGAGAUUCUGGAGCGGCGCCUGAGACAGCAUUUUCCACCACCAUCAACAAAACACCAAAUUAUGGAAUUUCUCUUGGAAGAAUGGUGCCGCAUCCCUCCAAUAGAGUUCCAGACACUUGUAGAAUCUAUGCCAAGGCGCAUUGAAGCUGUUGUCACGUUCGUUGAGUACAGGAUUGGACCAAGGUGCAGCGUGGAAUGCAUACAUGUUUAUUCACUAAGUUAACACACAACAAACGCACCGUAACGUGACUCUCACAAUGGCUACACACAAACAAGAGUCAAGAUCCCACAACAUAGGUAGGCAAAAUGGCUACCUAAGUAUGAUUCCCAAUCAGACUCAGAGACAACGAUCGACAGCUGCCUCUGAUUGGGAACCACACCCGGCCAACAUAGAAAUAUAUAAUCUAGAUCUACACAUAGAUACCUAGAUAUUCACAUAAUAACCUCUAGCAUUCACACCCUGACCAACCUAACUAAAGAAUAACAGCUGUUCUGGUGGCUUGUGGUGGUCCAAAGCCCUAGUAAGACACUUUAUGUUGGUGCUUCCAUUAUUUUGGCAGUUACCUGUAUAUCUGAAUGUAGGCAUACAUUUAAGAUAUACAAUAAACUUAAAGAAGUGUAUACUGGCUACGGUGUCUCAAAAUGGAAAAACAGUACUAUUGCCGCUUUUUUCUCGUUUCUCAAGCAAAGGUCUUUUAAGGGAGUAUGAGGGCACACUCGUUCGGUUCGGCUAGCCGAGUUUGGCUAGGCACCAGCCGAACUGAAGCAUGCUGACGCCUUAACCCUAACCCUUUUCCUCACCUUUACCUCAUUCUCCUAACCUGCCACGUUAAUUCACCUAACCUGCCAUGUUAAUUAUCGUAACCUGCUAUGUAAACAAACCAUGUGUGGCGACAUAUAUUUUCAGUAUCACCAGACUGGACUUCAUUUACGUUUUUUACAUAAAACCAUUUGUUAUGCCUUGCUCAUAUCGAUAUCAAACAUUAUCGAUAUUGGUGCCCACCACUAGUCUUUAUCAGAGCAAUUGAUAUUUGUGGCUUAGUUUACUCGCAUUUGGAAAAUUACCAGCUAAUUUAACAGGCAUGGAUUUGUAAUAAUUUAUAAUUGUCAAAGUUUUAAUUUAAGUGGAAAGUAAAUUUCAUGCAUGCAUGGAGGGACACUUUAUCGGCCUCUAUUGGAUUAAAAUGGUGAAUUGCUGUACUGUAUUGAUGGUCAAUGUUUACUUGUACUGUAUUUCUCUUUGUAUGUGUUUACAUGUUCUCUACCCCUCAUCCCUCUCUUUCAGCAGGUUCUCAGCUGAGUGUAUCAUCACUUGUUUUUGUAUGUGUGACCCUGUCAGACUGCUGAGCAAGAGUCCACACAACUACGCAAGCAAGGAAAGUAAACACACCAAAGACACACACACACGCACACAUAUUAACAGGCAUAUUGUUCACAUACACACACACUCCUACACAGACGUCGGGUCAAUCCAGACGCCCUCCAUCAGCGAUGAUGACGUCUCCACUGCUUCGCCCGUCAUUGCAUCACUUCCUAUCGCUGAGGCUGCUGGGUACUGUGACCCCAAGGACGCUGGCGGCAGAACGGUUGGCAGUGGCGCCGUCACAGGGGUUCGCAGCGGACGCCCUCCCAGUGGCGUUGACCUUUGAGGACCCCAGCGCCUUCAGGGUAAAGAGCUUUGGGGAGCUGCUCCGAGCAUUAGGGGUGUUCCGACUCUGCUCUGUCCCAUUGCUGGUCAACAACUGUGGGAAGGUGAGAAACUGGGAGGGAGGGAUAGGAGGAGAAGGGAAGAGAUAUACAGUACAUGAGCAGCAUGAACCAGAUAAGGGAUGAGAGAGAGAGGAAUUGAGGGGAAUGAGUGAGUGGUGAAGUGAGUGAGUGAAUGAGUGAGUGUCACUACUUUGGACAUUGGCUCACAGGGCUGUCACUACUUUUGACACCGGCCCAUAGGGCUCUGGUCAAAAGUAGUGCAUUAUGUAGGAAAUAGGGUGCCAUUUGGGACUCAAUCAGUAAGUGAGUGAGUGCAUACAGGCAAAUGCCUACACUGUUGCACUCGAUGUGUCUGACAAUGUAUAAAGGUCAAGUAUGUUUGUCCGUCUCGGUUUCCACUCUUUCUCUGCCUCUCAUACUCCUUAUGCGUAUUUAUCUCCCCCUCUCUUUACCUCUAGCCCAAAUUAGCUCUUUAUUUGUAUCUGACUCACUCACCGGCUCUCCCCUUUCCUAUAGUUUUGACUCACUCAUCCUCCCCUUUCGUUCUUUCUUUGCUUUCUGUCUUUCUUUUCUUUUGCUUUUUUAGGUAGCGAGUCGGGAGGCUUCUUAUGUGUUAUGUUGGUUUCAGUGAGGGGUGGGUCUUUGUUAUGGAGGGAGAGCGAUGACGAAGAGGAUCGCGAUAUAGCUAUCUCGAACUGAUCUCUAUCUCUCUCUAUCUCGAUUCUAUCUCUCUCUCGUAUCUCUCUACUCUAUCUCGCUCUCUCGCACCUCCUCUCUCUCUCCUCUCUCCUCUUUCCUCCCACUCUCAGCUCAUGUCUGUAGCGCGGACUCUGCUCGGGAAAAGGGGGUUUGCCCUGUUCCUUGCGGCCGUCUGUGUAUGCUCAGUUUGUGGCCGGGGAGAGCGAGGGCGAGAUCACCCAUUCCAUGGAGAAGAUGAGCUCCCUUGGACUCCGCCCCAUGCUGGCUGUGCCCAUUGAAGAGGACCUGGGAGAGAGCACUGGGUUAGACAACAUCUUUCUAUGUUAAACCCCUUUCCACACUAGCUUGCUGAACUGUACUGCGCUGCUGGGCUUGGAUAGUUUAACUAUGGUGGAUAUGUAACCAGGCUUGGUUCAGUUUGGCUCAGUAGUGUGAAAAGGGUAUUACGCUGGCAAUGCUCGGCUACCAUACUCAAAGCAAUUACAUGGGUUUCAUGCAGCAUUGUACAUAAAUUGAUGAUAAAGAUCCAACUUUUGUCAAUGUUUGUUUUCGUUCAGAAAUAUUGAAGGGCCUCCCGAGUGGCGCAGUGGUCUAAGGCACUGCAUCGCAGUGCUUGAGGCGUCACUACAGACCCGGGUUCGAUCCCGGGCUGUGUCACAGCCGGCCGCUACCGGGAGACCCAUGAGGCGGUGCACAAUUGGCCCAGCAUCAUCCGGGUUAGGGGAGGGUUUGUCUGGCUGGGAUGUCCUUGUCAAAUCGCGCUCUAGCGAUUUGUGGCGACUCCUUGUGGCGGGCCGGGCACUUGCACGCUGACAUGGUCACCAGUUGUAUGGCGUUUCCUCCGACACAUUGGUGCGGCUGGCUUCCGGGUUAAGCGAGCAGUGUGUCAAGAAGCAGUGCAGCUUGGCAGGGUUGUGUUUCAGAGGACGCAUGGCUCUCGACCUUCGCCUCUCCCGAGUCCAUAUGGGAGUUGCAGCGAUGGGACAAGACUGUAACUACCAAUUGGAUAUCAUGAAAAACAUUUUUUAACAAAAAUGUAUAUUUACAUUUUUGUCAUUUAGCAGACGCUCUUAUCCAGAGCGACUUACAGGAGCAAUUAGGGUUAAGUGCCUUGCUUAAGGGCACAUCGACAGAUUUUGCACCUAGUCGGCUCGGGGAUUAGAACCAGCGACCUUUCGGUUACUGGCACAACGCUCUUACCCACUAAGCUACCUGCCGCCCCAUAUUGAAUAACUUUCAUUCUGAACGCAUGUGGUCAAAUAUCAAUUGUCAACAGGGAGCGACGGUACGACGACAACCUGGCGUCCAUGUUGGAAUGUGUCAGCAUGUCCCAUAGAAAUGCCUGGAGCAAAGAUCCCAUGAUGCAGCUGAAGAUCACUGCCUUGCUCAGUCCAGAGCUGUGUGUAAGUGUAUGACUUACUUGACUAAAACCCUUUUACUCUGCGAGGAGCAUAGUUCAUGCUUUUUUGUUUUUUUGGAAUAUACCCCAACCCUUCUGUCCUGUCCUUAUGAAAUAUAUUAUAUAAGCAAUAAACACUACAUUCCUGUGUAGCCUGAGUGCCGGUCUGUUUGUGCUAUCAUGCCAACUUCUUGUCACUCAUUGUCAUGCCGAACAAUGUUUGCCUUGACAAGGACCACAAUUGAGUUGGUAAGAGCACAAACAGGUCUGGGACCAGUCUAGCUCUUGUGUAUAACUAGCACUCUAUUAUUUAUUAACAAUAUCUUACAAUAAAGGGCCGGUUACGUGGACACUCAUCUAGGAUCAGGUCCUCCCUGUCCAUAAUAAUAUAAUUCAAUAUGAUCUAAGAGGCAAAACUGAUCCUGAAUCAGCAAUCCGACUCUGAGGCACUUGAUAAAUGCUGGCCCAGAUCUCUGUUGACACAUUUCCCUUUGUACUUAGGUGAAGCUAACCACCGUGCUCUCAGAACAACAGUAUGACCUAGACCUCCUAGUCAGAGCCAUGGACGGAGAGGUGGGUGAGCCAUUUUGUGAGAUGUUCAGAUGCCUCUCUAUUUAUAAGUCUAGAGUGAUGACUGAUCCACUGUCUGGUCCCGUCUCUCACAGCCAAUCAGCUUCCCCGGUUUACAGGAGAGCGAGAACACACAUUUCCUGUGCGGCCUACAGAGGCUCAACAAAGUGGGAGAGGUAUGGAGAGAAAAACAUCUGUAUUUUCAUCAAUUCUGAAAUAUUGGCACCUGUUAUUUGCUUAUGCAAAUAUAGUAGCCUACACUGGUAUUGUCCUAUGAUUAUCACAUAUGUUUAUUUAUACUUUUAUACUUUCUUACUUCAAUGCCCCAUGUGUCCUGUAAUACAUAUUGUUUUCCACAUGCAAUGAUAUUCCUGUCAUGAAGUUAGAUGUAAAAGAGUCAGUAAAACGUUACCUUAAAUAGCCCUUGUACCUACAGGUAACUGCCAAAAUAAUGGAAACACUUGAGUAGAUGAGGGAUACAAAGUAUAUUGAAAGCAGGUGCUUCUCCCAUCCACAGGGCACCAGAGGUCACUGAAUGGUUUGAUGAGCAUGAAAAUGACGUAAACCAUAUGCCUUGGCCGUCUCAGUUAUCAGAUCUCAACCCAAUUGAACACUUAUUCUGAAGCGAAGCCUGAGACAGCGUUUUCCACCACCAUCAACAAAACACCAAAUGAUAGAAUUUCUCAUGGAAGUAUGGUGUCGCAUCCCUCCAAUAGAGUUUCAGACACUUGUAUAAUCUAUGACAAGGUGCAUUGAAGCUGUUCUGGCUCGUGGUGGCCCAACACCCUAUUAAGACACUUUAUGUUGGUGUUUCCUUUAUUUUGGCAGUUACCUGUAUGUAACUACUCAUUAAUAGCUGUAGUUACAACGUAAUAUUCACAUGUACUAACAUACUAACUGCUUUGUAAUUACAUGGUCAUAGCCUACAGCAGGGCUCUCCAACCCUGUUCCUGGAGAGCUACUGUCCUGUAGGUUUUCGCUCCAACCCUAAUCUAGCACACCUGAUUCUAAUAAUUAGCUGGUUGAUAAACUGAAUCAGGUUAGUUACAACUUGGGUUGGAUUGAAAACCUACAGGAUGGUACCUCUCCAGAAACAGGGUUAGAAAGCCCUGGCCUACACAUUAUAGACAUAAGAAUCACUUUAGGUAAAGUGUUAUCAAAGAGCCAUUACUGCAUGUGUUUCAUUCUCAGGCCAGUGCCAACAAAGUGCGAGUUCUGGUCGACGCAGAGUACACAUACAUGAACCCCGCCCUCUCGCUCGUCACCAUGGCCAUGAUGAAGAAGUUCAACCAAGAUGGCGUCUGGAUCUGGAACACCUACCAGUGUUACCUUAAGGUAGAUCAGUGAGUCUAGUUUUCAGCUCCUUUUUGAUUCAUGUUCUUCCCUCUCUCGCUGUCUCUCUGUCUCUCUGUCUGUUUCUCUCUCUAUCUCUCUCUCUCUCUUUCUCUCUCUCUCUCUCUCUCUCUCUCUCUCUCUCUCUCUCUCUCUCUCUCUCUCUCUCUCUCUCUCUCUCUCUCUCUCUCUCUCUCUCUCUCUAUCUCUCUCUCUCUCUCUCUCUCUCUCUCGCUCUCCCUCCCACUCUAUUUGUUUCUCCACAAUGAAUGGUUGUGUAAACAUUUGUGUGCAGACAAACUCAUCAGAAAUAUCUAUUCAUUGUCUCAACCGUUGUCAAAUGUGUUGUACAUCAGUUGUAGAACUUACAGUGCAUUCGUAAAGUAUUCAGACCCCUUCCCUUUUUCCACAUUUUGUUACAUUACAGCGUUAUUCUAAAAUGGAUUAAAUAAGAUUUGAAUCUACGCAAAAUACCCCAUAAUGACAAAGUGAAAAAAAAAUUUGGGGAAAAAACUAAACGGAUACCUUAUUUACAUAAGUGUUCAGACCCUUUGCUAUGAGACUCAAAAUUGAGCUCAACUGCAUCCUGUUUCCAUUGAUCAUCCUUGAAAUGUUUCUACAACUUAAUUGGAGUCCACCUGUGGUAAUUUCAAUUGAUUGGACGUGAUUUGGAAAGGCACAAACCUGUCUAUGUAAUGUCCCACAGUUGACAGUGCACGUCAGAACAAAAACCAAGCCAUGAGGUUGAAGGAAUUGUCCGUAGAGCUCCAAGACAGGAUUGUGUCACGGCACCGGUCUGGGGAAGGGUACCAAUGUAUUUCUGCAGCAUUGAAGGUCCCCAAGAACACAGUGGCCUCCAUCAUUCUUAAAUGGAAGAAGUUUGGAACCACCAAGACUCUUCCUAGUGCUGGACGCCCGACCAAACUGAGCAAUCGGGGGAUAAAGCCCUUGGUCAGGGAGGUGACCAAGGACCGGAUGGUCACUCUGACAGAGCUCCAGAGUACCUCUUUGGAGAUUGGAGAACCUUCCAGAAGGACAACCAUCUCUGCAGCACUCCAGCAAUCAGGCCUUUAUGGUAGUGGCCAGACAGAAGCCACUCCUCAGUAAAAGGCACAUGACAGCCCGCUCGGAGUUUGCCAAAAGGCACCUAAAGGACUCUCAGACCAUGAGAAACAAGAUUCUCUGGUCUGAUGAAACCAAGAUUGAACUCUUUGGCCUGAAUGCCAAGCGCCACGUCUGGAGGAAACCAGGCACCACUCAUCACCUGGCCAAUACCAUCCCUACGGUGAAGCAUGGUGGUGGCAGCAUCAUGCUGUGGGGAUUUUUUCUGCGAAAGGGACUGGGAGACGAGUCAGGAUCGAGGGAAAGAUGAACGGAGCAAAGUACGGCGAGAUCCUUGAUGAAAACCUACUCCAGAGUGCUCAGGAGGUCAGACUGGGGCGAAGGUUCACCUUCCAACAGGACAGCAACCCUAAGCACACAGCCAUGACAAUGCAGGAGUGGCUUGGGGACAAAUCUCUGAAUGUCCUUGAGUGGCCCAGCCAGAGAGACCUGAAAAUAGCUGUGCAGUGACGCUCCCCAUCCAACCUGACAGAGCUUGAGAGGAUCUGCAGAGAAGAAAUGGAGAAACUCCCCAAAUACAGGUGUGCCAAGUUUGUAGUGUCAUACCCAAGAAGACUUGAGGCUGUAAUCGCUGCCAAAGGUGCUUCAAGAAAGUACUGAGUAAAGGGUCUGAAUACAUAGGGUGGCAGGUAGCUUAGUGGGUAAGAGCGUUGUGCCAGUAACCGAAAGGUCGCUGGUUCUAAUCCCCGAGCUGACUAGGUGAAAAAUCUGUCGAUGUGCCCUUAAGCAAGGCACUUAACCCUAAUUGCUCAUGUAAAUCGCUCUGGAUAAGAGCGUCUGCUAAAUGACUAAAAUGUAAAUGUAAAAUGAUAUCCAAAUGUGAUAUUUCAGGGUUGAAAAAUAAUAAUAAUCUUGGGCCUCCUGAGUGGCGCAGUGGUCUAAGGCAGUGCUAGCUGUGCCACUAGAGAUCCUAGUUCGAGUCCAGGCUCUCUCGCUGCCGGCCGCGACCAGGAGACCCAUGGGUUGGCGCACAAUUGGCCCAGCGCCGUCCAGGGUAGGGUUUGGCCGGCAGGGUUGUUCUUAUCCCAUGGCGCACUAGCGACUCCUGUGGCAGGCCGGGCACUUGCACGCUGACUCAGUCGCCAGCUGUACGGUGUUUCCUCCGGCACAUUGGUGCGGCUGGCUUCCGGGCACUCGGCUGGGUUGUGUUUCGGAGGACGCACGACUCUCGACCUUCGCCUCUCCAGUGUCCGUAUGGGAGUUGCAGCGAUGGGACAAGACUGUAACUACCAAUUGGAUACAAAAAAUUCAACAACCCAAAAAGAUUAUAAUAGUAAUCUUAAAACCUGUUUUUGCUUUGUCAUUAUGGGGUAUUGUUUGUAGAUCAAUCUUAGAAUAAGGCUGUAACGUAACAAAAUGUGGAAAGAGUCAAGGUGUCUGAAUACUUUCUAAAUGCUCUGUAUAUGUACAGGGCCUUGUUUUCUGGUGACUCCCAUGUGUUAAAUGUAGUUGUUAUGACCCUUGAUGAGGACAAGUGUCCUUAAAUUACUAUAGAUUACUAUAGAUUGUAAAUGAUUGAAGCAGCAAAUUAAUUGAAUUAUCAGGAGUAACGUAGGAGCUUAAUGACGAACCAAGUCAUAGCCCACUAUUCAGCAAUUUCAGAACAGUUUCACCCCCCCCCCCCACACGCUCUCCCUCUCUCUCUCUCUCUCUCUCUCUCUCUUUCUCUCUCUCUCUUUCGCUCUGUUUUGCCCUUUCUCACUCUCUCUCUGCUUCUCCCCCCUCUGUCUCCCUCUCCCUUCAGGAAUCGCGGUCCCUCCUGCUCGAGGAUGUCCGCCUGUCCAUCAGCGAGUCCUUCUGUCUGGGUGUGAAGCUUGUGAGAGGGGCAUACAUGGACAAAGAAAGGAAACUGGCCAAUAAUGAGGGGUGGUCAGAACCUGUUCAUGAAUCCUGGGAGCACACCAAUGACAGGUAACUCUUUUGUGCAUGUCGGCUUUUUGGGUGAUGGAAAAUGUUAUAUUAUAGAGUGGUACAAGCAAUCCCGACGUUCAAAUAACCAAUGUCCAAAUAAUCAGUUCUCUCUCCUCAAGUGUGCAACUGUGUACACUCCUCCCCAUGCAUUAAAACAUUGGAUUGGUGCAGUGCCUUUUUUUGUAAAUCGGGAGGUCCUGGAACAUAUAGUGAAUUCGAGGGGGAGGGGGGGGGGGGGGGGGGGGGGGGGCUAUGAGGUACCAGAACACAUUGAGAGAAAAAAGUGUCAAACACAAUGUGGCAGCGCAGCAGACAGAGUAAACAGCCAAGUAGCCUACUGUCUAUGGUGGUGAAACGGACAGCACUCUCCAAGGUGCUGAUGAAUUCAAAGUAUUUUAGAUGUCACUGCAGUAUGCCCACAUACUUGAGUAUAGCUUACACAAGUCCACAUUUCUUAUAGCCUAAUUUUCUAGACAUCAAUGUACAGCAAUAUUUUUAGACGACACUGCAGAACACCUGCCAUAUGCAUAUGCGCACAUACUCAGCUGUGGGGCUUACAAGACCCGAAUGUCAUAUAAUUUUCAAGACAUCAAUGUAGCAGUAGAACAAAUAUCACAAUAUUGGAAUAUAACUUCAAAUAAAAUAAAUAAAUGUAGGCUACAGCAGAACACACAUAUGAGAAUAUAUAGGCCUCCUGCCUAUGUGAUAAUAUGAAGCACAUAUUCAGAUUACCUUCACAGUACCGAACAAGUUUUUAAAGGAAAAUAAAAUGUCCUACCUUAGUUUUCAAAACCUCCCACAAUGACUCUCCCCAUGUCAAGUCUGUUUAACUCCUGAGAGUCAAUUUCUUGCUCAAAGCCAUGAGCGGGCCUGUGGCUGUGAUGUUUAGCCUCAUUCUAAGGCUGUUCUGAAGACACUGGCUGUAGUGUCUAUUUUUUUCAUUUUGAGUUUUAACUAUAUCCUGGGUGUCCUCUUUAGCCUUGUCUACAAGGCUUGCUGCCACCAAAUGUGCCUUGCUUCGGGCAUGUUCAAAAACCUUUUUUCUGAGGGCUCUUUGUUGUUGUUUUUUUAUGUCUGAGGCAGAGGAUGUUAAUUUACUGCACAUUCCACCCACUCUUUUGCUAGUUUAAUCACUCCAGUCGUUUCUAGACCCAAGCUCCCUACCUUUUUGCAUGUUGUACAGCCCAACUAUUAAUUCUGCAUGACAAGCCAGGGGUUAUACGUUUGCUUGUUCUUGAACUGCAAAUUGCACCUGCUCCGAGCACUUCGUCGGUGGAUGCACUGCCCCCCACCCCCCCAACUCCAUGUCUCCCUCUCCCGCUGAGUCUGACUCACUAGUAGGCCUAUUAGCUAGUGGAGGUGCCGGUGGUGAUGCUGAAUUAAGGCAUCGCCAUCAGGAACAGUUUGCCCCUCUGUCACGCCCUGGCUCUGGGGACUCUUAUAUGUUGAGCCAGGGUGUGGAUUUUCUAUGUGUUAUUUUCUAUGUUUUGUUUUAGUUCGUGUAUUUCUAUGUUGGCCAGGGUGGUUCCCAAUCAGAGGCAGCUGUAGCUUGUUGUCUCUGAUUGGGGACCAUACUUAGGCAGCCUGUUUGGCACUGUUUAUUGUGGGAUCUUGUUCCGUAAGGUUUGUUUUGGUGUUAACCUAGGACUUCACGUAUCGUUUGGUUUGUUGUUUUGUUCGUGUGUGUACUUCAAUAAAAGAUUGACUAUCACGGCUAUCACGCUGCGCCUUGGUCCGCUUCAUCUAACGACGAUCGUGACAGAAGAUCCCACCAUAAAAGGACCAAGCAGCGUGCCCAGGAGGAGAAGCUGGCGAUGGCUCAGGUGGGCGAAUGGUGGUCAUGGGAGGACAUAUUCGCGGGCAGAGGGCCCUGGGCUAAGGUACAGGCCCUGGCAAGAGAGGAGAAACGGCACCAACCGUGCCGACGACGGACACGCGAGAGGCAACCCCAAUAAAACAUUUGGGGGGGGCACACGGCAUGGACGACGGGGCUGCUGGAGGCAGCUACAGGGCGCAUCAGCGAUUUAGGAGAGGAGGCUACCAGGUUUGGGGGGCUGGAAGGGUGGUUGGCGGAGCCUAGAGGUAGAGCAGAGCCAACUCCCCGUACUCAGGCUAGGCAGCAUGAGACUGGGCAGGUUCCGAGUUAUGCAGAGCUACGUACUGUGCCGCGAGUGUUCCGGCACAGUCCUGUACGUCCUGUGCUAGCACCACGCACGUGUCGUGCUAAGGUGGGCAUGCAGCCAGUACCCCUCCUCGGUCCCGGAUAUCCUGCGCCAGUGCCACGUGCUGUAGUGUCAGUACGAGUGCACAGCCCUGUACGUCCUGUGCUGAUGCCUCACACAGAGUGUGUGGAAAUAGGCAUUCAGCCAGGACGGGUUGUGUCAGCUCUCCGUUCCAGACCUCCAGUCCGUCUCCACAGUCCAGCCCGGCCUGUUCCUGUCCCUCGCACCAAGCCUGUGGUGCGCGUCGCCAGCCCGGUCCGGCCCGUUCCAGCUCCCCGCACCAAGCCAGUGGUGCGCGUCGUCAGCCCGGUCCGGCCUGUUCCUGUCCGUCGCACCAAGCCUGUGGUGCGCGUCGCUAGCCCGGUCCGACCUGUUCCCGGCCCCUACCCUCUUGUGUUUGGCUGGCGCGGUCGCAGUCCGCGCCUUUGGGGGGGGGGGUACUGUCACGCCCUGGCUCUGGGGACUCAUAUGUUGAGCCAGGGUGUGGAUUUUCUAUGUGUUAUUUUCUAUGUUUUGUUUUAGUUCGUGUAUUUCUAUGUUGGCCAGGGUGGUUCCCAAUCAGAGGCAGCUGUAGCUUGUUGUCUCUGAUUGGGGACCAUACUUAGGCAGCCUGUUUGGCACUGUUUAUUGUGGGAUCUUGUUCCGUAAGGUUUGUUUUGGUGUUAACCUAGGACUUCACGUAUCGUUUGGUUUGUUGUUUUGUUCGUGUGUUUACUUCAAUAAAAAAUGUACGGCUAUUACGCUGCGCCUUGGUCCGCUUCAUCUAACGACGAUCGUGACACCCUCACUCCUGUCCUCCGGCACUGACAGUUCUCUGGCUCGUUCUGGGUUCGAUUCACCAUCUUUCUUUGGAUUUUUGGACUUGAAAAAUGUAAUCAAACUCGAUUGCCUUUUCUUAUCCAUUUUUUAAUAGGCUUUCCCACGAUUCAAAUUCAGUAGGGAGACGACUAGCUGACCACCACUGCCAAGAUAAGUGUCAAGAUCAGUUACUUACCCCACCGGCCCUCCCCAUAACCUCUAUGUACAAAUAAGAGAGCAGGUCUGGAAUCAGUGUAGCAGGAAAGGAUGAUUACACAGACUGGUCACGUGCUUUUGCAUGAUGGUCUUUCUGGGGGGUGGGAGAAAUAACGAGGAGGCAACUUGAUUUAACACUGAUCGCUUUUAUUAGAAUGUCUACAGUGCGAAUAGUGAAACAAUGAAUCAUGCCUCGAGAGGUGCUGGAACAAACAAAGUAAAAUCUGAGAGGUGCCGGAUCCUGUUCCGGCAGGAUCCGUCUCAAAUUAAGCACUGGAUUGGUGUUAGCCUGGAUUAGAGGGAGUUUCCACCAUAUCUCUUAUACCAGUCCUUUCAUUUGAAAUCCAUGAAUGGAAGUGAACAAGUGCACAUUUCGCGAGAAAGGAUAGAUUAUUGGGAAUAUUUUUAACCAUUAAAGGUCUUGUUAUGAUAUGUUCAUUUAGAACUAUCAUUGAUAUGAUAAUGCUAUGUCACAACAUGCCACUGUGUAUCUCCAUAAUGUUGUUGUGCUCCUGUAGUUAUAACGGCUCGUUGGACAUCCUGCUGGAACUCAUCUCCCAGGACCCUGAGCGCUAUCGGAUCAUAGUUGCCACGCACAACGAGGAGUCCGUAAGGCGUGCAGUUCAACGGUAAGAUUAUUUAUAUCAUUCACUUAAUUUUUUUUAAGAGGCUGUGCGGAAGUUUAUUUAUUCAUUUCUUACCUCAAAUUUAGAAAUAUUCCUGUCCAUUUAGGGGACCCUCUUUUGGCUCAAGAGCACCCCGUGAGGCAAAAGUUCUGUAAAGCCACUAAUGCAGCACAUGCAUUACAUGACAUUGAAUUGGUAUUGUGACAUCUGUCCUAAGGAUGGGAGAGCUGGGAAUAGACAAAGAUGGUGGAUCUGUGUGUUUUGGUCAGCUGUUGGGGAUGUGUGACCAUGUGUCUCUCACUCUCGGUAAGCAUCCUUUCUCCCUUCAAAUUCAACUUAUAUUCAAGUGUAUCGUCAAAGAAACUCAAGUCCCUAUUCUGCCUUACCUUGCUUAGCUACACACAUUAAGAUAGUUUUGUGAAUAUUAUUCACUUUUUUUCUUCCCCUAUCCAUCUUUCCUUGUUUCUCUGCCUCUCUCUAUCCUUUCCUCUUCCUCUCCUCUCUCCCACCCAUCCUCUCUAACCCCUCCCUCUUUACUUAUUUGUCCUUUCUCUGUUCCUCUCUCCUGCCUCUCUCUCUCUUUCUCCUGUCCCCUCUCUAUCCCUUCAACCACCUCUCUUUAUCUCCUUGUCCUUUCCCUCUGUCUCUCUCUGUCCUUUGUGUCUGUGUCUCUUUUUCUCCACCUUUCCCCCUUUUCCACCCUAUCUCCUCCCCCUAGCCCAGCAGGGUUACUCGGUGUACAAGUCGGUGCCGUAUGGCUCGGUGGACGACACCCUGCCCUACCUGGUGCGCCGUGCCCAGGAGAACCGGACCGUGCUGCAGGGCAUCCGCAAGGAGCGAGACCUCCUGAGACAGGAGCUCCACAGGAGGCUGUGGCAGGGGCUCAGACAGGGAAGAUAG
Coregonus sp. 'balchen' is the source of this 15439-nucleotide messenger RNA. The record is from the annotation of a GenBank genome assembly. NCBI's taxonomy places the organism in Eukaryota, Metazoa, Chordata, Actinopteri, Salmoniformes, Salmonidae.